ACCUCAAAACCGGUAGUGUUAGUCAGCAAUCAAUAACUGUUGCCAUGACAUCCCGCUGUCAACUAAACCACUUCGAUCCCACAACAAACACCAGUAGUAACAGCAAUGUACAAUCACAAUACUUCCGUAUUUAAUAAUUUAUGUUUGAGGGUUCCCAAAAAUCCCAACAGUGACUCACCGAUCCCCAUUUACGAGCAAAAGUUCCUGAACCAAAUGCGGAACCAGGAAACCAAAAAUAACCUGGAGAUUGAAAUGAAAUCUGGCGACAAAGAGACUUUAAAAUCGUUCAUCGACUUCUUCGACAGCAUUCCCGAGUACGAUGAUAUCAAUCAUUUAUCAAACAAAGAAUUUUACAAGAAACUCGACAAUUUGAAGGAGAAGCAGAAGACCUACUACCAAUUAAUGAAGGACGAACUAAGAUACGAACAAAAAGACACGGAAUGGGUGGAGGAUUAUAAAAAGCUGAGCAUAGGAUCCAAAUCGUUGCCCAAAGAUUUGAAAAGGAAGUCGAGCAUUAAACCAUUUUGUACCACACCUGUUUUAAAUAAAUCCACGUACGGUUUUAAAAAACCGGACGAUGUUGAAUAUCUUUCGUCUUCGGAAAAUAAACCGCCGUCCAGGAGGUCAGUCCGCAUUGAGACUCCGGUCAGUGAUAAAUUUUCACCGGAACGGGAGACCAGAUCCAAAUCCAGAACCAACUUGUCUUCCGGUAAUAGUUCAAAGAAAGGAAUCGAAUGGGAUAACUUAAGCUUAGAGGAUUUAAAGUUGAAUUUAGAAAAGGAAACCCCAUUAGAAAUACAAAGUCUUCCCAACAGUCCCAAGAAGGAAAGGGACUUGAGCGGCGAAGCCGGAAUCACCAUCCCUAAACCCUUUCAAAUGACCGUGAGAGACGAGGAGAACAGAAUUGUUGACGACAUGCUGAUCAAAAUGAACAAGCACAAGCCGGACAAAUACGAAAAGUUCAAAGCCCACGACAUCCCCAUUGAGUCACAAAUACCCCUCUUCGAUAAAAUAAUGGAGGAUCAAGAGAGAAGAAAUUACUUGGUCAGGGAAAGAAGGAAAGCCGAAUUGCAGGCCCAAAUGAAACCUUUUUCUUUUUCACGCAGAGAUGAGGAGAUUCAAGCUUUAACCAGAAAAUUAUCAAAAUCGUCACCCAGUGUCUAUUUAGACGACGGCCCCAUUAAGGUGAAGAAGUUUAAAGCCAAACCAGUACCCAAAAACUUGUUCAGCAAUUAUAUCUACAAAAAAAUGCACGAAGAUGAGUUCUACAGGGCGCUUCAGAAGAAGAUCAGAGCUGAGGAAAUGCUGAAAGCCGCUUCGCUGCCUCCUUCGAUGUCGAAAAGGGAGAAACGAAGACCCAAACUGGACGUGUGUCCCAGAUCCUACAGAGACAUCGAUGUUGAACCCAGAGAGGUGAUUAAAAAGAACAGCAAAGUGCCCAAUUUUAAAGCUGCACAAGAGCAAUUCGAAAAGGAAUUGGAGGAGAUAAAAAACGAGUUUAUUUCGACUAGCCCUAGACCGUUUAAGUUUAAAACGUCUAAAAGGGCUGACAAAAGAAAUCGCAGAUACAGACACUGCUCAGCAAGCAGCAAAAGCUCUGACACCAGAACGAACUCCUCGUUGGAACUGCAGUCGGUUAACCGAUCUAAUUUGGCGGCUGUUUUGAGGAUACAAUCUGCCAGAAGGAGACUGGAAUUGGACAUGUGCAAAAAACUGGAGGAGGCAAAAAUUAAGGAAGAGGCGAGAUGGAGGGAGAAGAUAAUGAGGAAAAAGCCGGUGUGGCAAGCUCUGGCUUACAGUAACGAAGAAGACUUGGCCAUGAGGUUGCAACUGCGAAAGGAUGAGGAGAAACUUCGGAAGGAGGAACAUUUGCUCAGGAUGCAGCUGAUGAUGGGACGGGUGUAUCAACAACCGACGCUUUUCGAACGGCAGUCACAAGUAGAUGUGAAAUAUUCCAAGUCGAAGGACGAUUUAAUGGAUGGUUUGUACAAGAGCUACGUGAAGAGGAGUCCGAGGAGAAGUUUAAGCGACUUGUCUGACUUGAGGUCGAUGGUGGAGGUUAAGGAUGAGGCCAUACAGACAUUUGAUGGUGAUAAAAUUUCUUCGACUGGAUCUGAAGCCAGCAAAGAGUCACUUCCAGAGGAAAAGGAAAAGUGCGAUUGUUUUUAUGAAAGUUAAUAUUAACAGGAAUUUUAUUUAUGAACGUAGUAGAAAAACUGCCACCAUUUAAUAAUAAAAAAACACUUUUUAGAUGC
This is a messenger RNA of Aethina tumida (small hive beetle), 2255 nucleotides long. Its product is annotated as protein FAM161A. Gene Ontology annotation, biological process: cilium organization. The coding region runs from base 106 to 2178 and encodes 690 amino acids. The record is from RefSeq and is a predicted model, not a curated record. The transcript is spliced from 7 exons. Gene Ontology annotation, cellular component: cilium. NCBI's taxonomy places the organism in Eukaryota, Metazoa, Arthropoda, Insecta, Coleoptera, Nitidulidae.